This is a messenger RNA of Chlorella variabilis, 1501 nucleotides long. RefSeq lists its product as hypothetical. Lineage: Eukaryota; Viridiplantae; Chlorophyta; Trebouxiophyceae; Chlorellales; Chlorellaceae. Gene Ontology annotation, biological process: DNA repair; DNA-templated DNA replication. Gene Ontology annotation, molecular function: ATP hydrolysis activity; DNA clamp loader activity; DNA binding. The coding region runs from base 93 to 1157 and encodes 354 amino acids. Gene Ontology annotation, cellular component: DNA replication factor C complex; nucleus. The record is from RefSeq and is a predicted model, not a curated record. The transcript has 11 exons.
UGGACAGCAGCCUGGGCUCUGGGGCGACUGACGAUUCUGACCAAGCAGAGGGGGUGAACAGGAGGCUGGAGGCUGUCCGGCGGUAGGCAGCGAUGCUUUAUGUAGACAAGUAUCGGCCCAAGGCGCUGGAGCAGUUCCAGCUGCACAGCGAUGUGGCGGACAAUCUCAGAAAACUGGUGGUGAAUGGCGACUGCCCGCACACCCUCUUCUAUGGCCCCCCUGGCGCCGGCAAGAAGACGCUGAUCCUGGCGCUGCUGCGGGAGAUCUAUGGGCCCGGCGUGGAGAAGCUCAAGGUGGAGUGCAAGCCGUGGAAGAUCAAGCUGCCCAGCAGCAGCAUCGACCUGGAGUUCACAACCAUCUCCAGCGCAUACCAUGUGGAGAUGAACCCCAGCGACGUGGGGAACAGGGACAGGUAUGUGGUGCAGGAAAUCAUCAAAGAGAUGGCCAAGAGCCGCCCCAUCGGCACCGACGGCCAGCGCAGCUUCAAGGUGCUGGUUUUGAACGAGGUGGACCAGCUGAGCAAGGAGGCGCAGCACUCUCUGCGCCGCACCAUGGAGAAGUACUCGGCCGCAUGCCGCCUGGUGCUGUGCGGCAACAACGUGUCAAAGGUCAUAGAUCCCGUGCGCAGCCGCUGCCUGUGCAUCCGCGUGGCGGCGCCCAGCCUGGCGCAGGUGGAGGAGCAGGUGCAGGCGGUGGCGGCGCACGAGCGGCUCACGCUGCCUGUGCCGCUGGCCAAGCGGCUGGCGGCGGCAUCCGAGCGCAACCUGCGCCGCGCGCUGCUCAGCCUGGAGGCGUGCAAGGUGGCGCAGUACCCGUUUGCCGAGGACCAGGAGGUGGCGGCCCCCGACUGGGAGCUCUACAUCAGGGAGAUUGCCGCCGACGUGAUGCUGGAGCAGACGCCCAAGCGGCUCUUCCUGGCGCGCGGCAAGCUGUAUGAGCUGCUCACCAACUGCAUACCGCCAGAGGUGGUGCUGCGGCGGCUGGCUGUGGAGCUGAUGCGCAAGCUGGACGAUGAGCUGAGGCACAGCACCGCCGAGGAUGCCGCCAUGUAUGAGCAUCGCCUGCAGGAGGGCCAGAAGGCGAUCUUCCACCUGGAGGCCUUCCUUGCGCGCUUCAUGAGCAACUACAAGCAGUACAUCAUCAGCCUGGGGGCCUAGAUCUGGUGAUGAAGUGCCCAUGCCGGCGACCGGCAGCGCUGGCAUGCUCUUGCGCCCUGGCAAGGCGCUUGCCGCACAGCUUCCAGGCUUCGCCCCAGCUGGGCCCGGGACAGCAGCCUGUGCUCCAGAGUACUGCAUACGUGUCCCUUUUCGCUCUAACACUUGGCCUAGAGGUGCGGUAGGGGCCCCGCAGGACUGACAUUCAAGUGUUGUAGCGGCAGCGGCCCUGACGGCUGACGAGGCGCACCGCCGCUCUGCCCUGGUUCCGUGGGCUCGGUUCCUCUCGCACCCACACGGCGUGUAUCCUGUUUACACGAGACGCACCAUUUUAAGAAGCAACUUUC